ACAUCGUCAUUACACCCAAAGCAACACCCCAACCCGCAGCGAUACGAUACUCCCUAGCUGGUCACAGCAACGACAGACCCUCCCCAUACUUCUAUAUAAUUUUGCACCACCAGUCGAGAGACGGGGAUCGCUCAACCCGAGACUCGAGUUUCCGUAAUAUACCUAGAGGAACAAAUUUAACAGCUCCGUUCCUCCAACACCAACGCUAAGCUUGGCCCGAACCCCCGUAGCGAGAUAUGGCCGACAACCAGCAAGCCGAGAUCGAGGCGAUCCGGCCGUUCGGUAAGGCCCGCUCUACCGUCAAGGGUGAGCCCUUAUCGGAGGAGGAGAUCAAGCUAUACAAUGACUUCUUCAAGGCUAGCUUGUAUCUCAGCGUCGGCAUGAUCUACCUCAAGCAGAACCCUCUGCUGAGAGAACCCUUGAAGGUUGAGCAUAUCAAGGGCCGUCAACUGGGCCACUUCGGAUCUGCUCCCGGCCAGAUCUUCACCUACAUGCACUUCAACCGGUUGAUCAAGAAGUAUGACCUUGACGCUCUCUUCGUCUCCGGCCCGGGGCACGGCGCUCCCGCCGUCAUCUCCCAGGCUUAUCUCGAGGGCACCUACUCCGAGGUCUACCCCCAGAAAACCGAAGACCCCGCUGGUCUGCAGAUAUUUUUCAAGCAGUUCAGCUUCCCCGGCGGCAUCGGGUCUCACGCGACCCCGGAGACCCCCGGUAGUCUCCACGAGGGCGGCGAGCUGGGAUAUUCCGUUUCGCACGCCUUCGGCACCGUUUUUGACAACCCCAACCUGAUCACGGUGACCAUGGUCGGCGAUGGCGAGGCCGAGACUGGUCCGCUGGCCGCGGCCUGGCACAGCACCAAAUUCCUGAACCCCAUCUGCGACGGCGCGGUGCUCCCCGUGCUACAUCUCAACGGCUACAAGAUCAACAACCCGACCGUGCUCGCCCGCAUCAGCCACAAGGAGCUGGAGCAGCUAUUCUUGGGCUACGGCUGGCAGCCGUACUUCGUCGAAGGCGACGAGAUUGAGUCGAUGCAUCAGGCCAUGGCUGCCACCCUCGAACACUGUGUUCAGGAAAUCCGGAAGUUCCAGAAAGAGGCUCGCGAUUCCGGCAAGCCGUUCCGCCCGCGGUGGCCCAUGAUUGUCCUCCGUACGCCCAAGGGUUGGACGGCGCCGCGUAAGGUAAACGGCCAUUACCUAUCUGGGUUCUGGCGUUCCCACCAAGUGCCUAUCACCGGCACCACGACGAACCCGGCUGAGCUCAAGCUUCUCGAGGAAUGGAUGCGCGCGUAUGAGCCCGAACGCAUCUUCGGAGAGGAGGGUAGGAUCUCAGAUGAGUUGAAGGCGCUAUGUCCCACAGGCAACAGGCGCAUGAGUGCAAAUCCCGUUGCCAACGGCGGGGUGCUCUCAAAGCCGCUAGUGAUGCCUGACUUCCGAGACUACGCUAUCAACGUGGUAAAUUCCGGCGCAACUGUUGAUGCUAGCAUGGCGAACUUCGCUAAGUUCCUUCGCGACAUCAUUCGAAACAACCCCCACAACUUCCGCUUGAUGGGUCCCGACGAGACCGAGUCCAACAAGCUGGCUGCCGUGUACGAGGCUGGAAAGAAGGUAUGGUUGGGCGAUUACUUUGAAGAAGACGGAGACGGUGGCAAUCUAUCCCCCUUUGGAAGGGUCAUGGAGAUUCUGUCUGAGCAUACUUGCGAGGGUUGGCUGGAAGGCUAUAUCCUUAGCGGCCGACACGGCAUGCUGAACAGCUACGAGCCAUUUAUUCAUGUCAUCGACUCCAUGGUUAACCAGCACUGCAAAUGGCUUGAGAAGUCCCUCGAGGUCGAGUGGCGUGUGAAAGUACCGUCUCUCAACAUCCUCUUGACUGCCGUUGUCUGGAGGCAGGACCACAACGGCUUCACGCACCAAGACCCUGGUUUCUUGGAUGUAAUUUGCAACAAGAGCCCGGAGGUUGUCCGCAUCUACCUCCCACCCGAUGGGAACUGCCUCCUCUCAGUCAUGGACCAUUGCUUCCGGUCGCAGAACUACGUCAACGUGGUAGUCGCAGACAAGCAGCCUCACAUCCAGUACCUCACAAUGGAGCAAGCUAUCGAGCACUGCACCAAGGGAAUCGGCAUCUGGCCUCAAUUCUCUACAGAUGCGCUCGAGGAGCCCGAUAUCGUCAUGGCCAGCUGCGGCGAUGUUUCGACAAACGAGUCACUCGCCGCCAUAGACCUCAUGCUCCAGCUUUUCCCCGAACUCAAAAUCCGCUGCGUCAACGUCGUCGACCUUUUCAAACUAAUCCACCACACAGACCACCCGCACGGCAUCACGGACAAAGAAUGGGUUGCCCUGUUCACGGCAAAUAAACCCAUCAUAUUCAACUUCCACUCGUACCCUUGGCUGGUCCACCGCUUGACAUACAAGCGACCCGGCAACGGGAACUUGCACGUCAGAGGCUACAAGGAGAAGGGCAACAUCGACACGCCGCUGGAGCUGGCCAUCCGCAACCAGACGGACCGCUUCAGCCUAGCGAUGGACGCCAUCGACCGCAUGCCGCACCUCGGCAACCGCGGCGCCGCAGCGCGCGACGCCCUAAGGAACCAGCAGAUUGCUGCUUCCAAUUAUUCGUUUGAGCACGGCGUCGAUCCUAAGGCUCUGAGCGACUGGACCUUCCCCCAAGACGGCAUCAGGGAGAGGAUGGAGAGGCUCAGGGUUACCUGGUAAUGCAAGCCGCUGUUGGUUGCACUAGACGGAAUUGACCUCGUAUAGAGGUUUCCUUACUACAGACUGGUAGGAUGGGACUGCAAAUGUAAACUCGAAAUAGACGAAAAGACGCGAAAGGCUUAAGACAUCGGUAAUGAGGGAAACGGGAAGGGGGUUAUUGAGGCUAUGGGUUUCACGAACGGUUUUCGGGGCGGUUUUUUCCUCUCAGUUUUAAUGUACCACUGAUGUCACGAUACGAAUGGGGAAUUUCGCAGUGCAAAUUAAUCGAAGAUUUAUGAGACAUCACACCUCGUUUCUCUCUGUGUAUGUCUGUGUCAAAUAUGACAGCUCCAAGCACGCAUGGCGUUUAAUGAGUAAGAGUCUGGCUGCAUAGUAAUAUUAUCUAUACAAACCA
Molecule: messenger RNA, 3102 nt
Organism: Durotheca rogersii
Lineage: Eukaryota; Fungi; Ascomycota; Sordariomycetes; Xylariales; Xylariaceae
Product: D-xylulose 5-phosphate/D-fructose 6-phosphate phosphoketolase
Exons: 4
Coding region: 237-2708 (823 amino acids)
Biological process (GO): carbohydrate metabolic process
Molecular function (GO): aldehyde-lyase activity
Source: RefSeq, a predicted model, not a curated record